Molecule: messenger RNA, 3148 nt
Organism: Rhizophagus irregularis DAOM 181602=DAOM 197198
Lineage: Eukaryota; Fungi; Glomeromycota; Glomeromycetes; Glomerales; Glomeraceae
Biological process (GO): DNA repair
Cellular component (GO): NuA4 histone acetyltransferase complex
Molecular function (GO): chromatin binding
Source: RefSeq, a predicted model, not a curated record
GUUGUAAUUUUUUUUUCUACAUUACAUAUAUGGAAUUAUAAUAUAAGAAACACUUAUUAUACGCUAGUGAGUACGUCACUUAGAUACAUAUAAAGAAAACAUAUAAAAUUACUAAGCCGCUAAAAAAGUCUCUGCUGCUACUUGUAAUGAUUAAAAGAGGGGCGGUGAGCCCGGGACUUUUGUUUCUUUAUAUACAUAUUAUAUUAUUAUGGAACCAAAUGCUUCAAACCCUUCAAUGGGGAAGGAAACUCAUGUUGUUGAUGAUGGUUCUCUUAAUUUGAAAAUAAAGGAACUUCGAAUAAAGGCGGAAGAAGCUAAACAGCAAGAGUUGAAUGAGUUACGUGAUAAACACGAGUCUGCAUUGAGACAAUUGUUUUAUUUGCUAAGUAAACCGGAUAGUACAGAAACAUACACAGAAUUAAUCGAAGAUAUCUCGAAAGUCGAUCAGAUUCUAUUAAAGAAUUAUUUACAAAGUAAUAAAUUAGAAAAAAAUUGGGAGGUUGAUAAAAGUUCGACAAAACCUGAUAACAUAACAACUCAAAGUAUCACAACUUUAAGUAUUGCUGAACAAUCUCAAACUUCACAACAAAUAAAUAUUCAGUUUCCUAUACAAAGUGACCAAACUAUACAAACAAAGAAAAAGAGAGUCUCAAUACCAACAGAAAGAAUGGUAACUAGAGCUGUAAGCGGUGCAAUAAACCCAAAGACCGUGGAUGAAAUAUUAAAGGAAGCGGAGCGUGGAAGCGGUCUUUCAUCAUCCUUGACUUCUCCUACUUCAGCCACAACACCUAGGAUACCAGUAAGAUUAAAUAUACCGCAAAGGAAGCAAUCACUACAAAGAACAAAUAAUAUUUUACUCUCAGAAGGAAGACAUCUUUCAUCAUCUUCUACGGGAAGAAUUGAUACGAAUCUAUCUCGAUCUUUUGAUAGGGAGACGAUUAUAAUAAAUUUCAACAAUAAUCCAGUAUAUAAAUCGCUACAGCCCCCAAAGAAAGCUAUUACAACUUCGGAAUGGAGGGUCGCAAUUGAAGAAGUUAAAUAUGCUCGAGUAAUUGAACGCAUCGAGGAAUUAAAACGACAAGGAUUUUGGAGUCGUAAACAAAUCGAGCCAUUCAGAGAUCCUCCGAGAUACAAGACACACUGGGAUUAUUUACUUGAAGAGAUGAUUUGGAUGCGGACUGAUUUCAGGGAGGAAAGAAAACAGAAAAUAAAAGCUGCGUAUAUAUUAGCAUUAGCGGUUCAAGAUUGGCAUAUGACCGAAGACAAAUCAAUCGUAUGCGUGAAGAGACGAAUACCUGAAAAACGUCCGUUAUUUUCAUCUCCAACUUAUACUCAUGAUGAAAAUAAUAAAUCAGAUUCUACUACAAUGGAUAAUGAUGAAAUGAAAGGCAAGACAGAAGAAUAUAAUACAAAUGGGCAUUUAUCACAGGAUAACAAAUGGACAUUACAUACAGAUGAUGUAAUGAUAGAUGUAGAGUCUGUUGAUGAUGAUUCAUCACGAAUUGAUAUCAAUCAAGAAAAUAUAAAGGACAAUGAUUCAAUAAAGAUGCCACCCCCAAUAGCACCUCAUGUUUUACAAAGUUUACGGCAAAAAGUUUUUAAUUUACCGGAAGAUGCACUUAUAUGUCGACUAGAAGGAUCUGAUCAACAAGUGUAUGAAGUGGAUUCAAUAUUUCCGGAUUUACCUGUGUAUAAACCACCUGAACCUUCAGAAAAUGAUAUCUAUUUCGAUGAAAUUCAUUGUUAUAAAAUUAUGCCAAUAUCAAAAUGCUUGUGGCGAAAACCUCCGAAAGAAAAUCCCAAUAAGAGACGCUAUGAGAGUGAAGAUCAACCACGUACCAAGAAAAUUAAAUUAGAAAGUGAAGAAGAAUCAAAUGAAAAUCAAUACGAGGAAUCGACUCUGUUUACAUCUCAUGCAACUUCCGAACAACAAAUUCAAAUUCGCGUAACUGCACCUAAAAAAGACCAAGAUUCAACCGCGAUCUGGUAUCCUGAAGAUGAUGAAUUGUUGAUGUCUUUAACAAAAAAAUACCAGUAUAAUUGGGAUUUGAUAGCUGACGCGUGGAAUUCGUCGAGAGGUUUGAUUACUGGUUACGAAAGAUCUCCCUGGGAAUGUUAUGUGCGAUGGACUCAAAAAGACGAUAUGUCCCAAUUUAUUAUAAACCAUUAUAAUGAAAAUGUGAAUGAUGCUUCAACGGUUGAGAUAUUAACGGAUAAUGCUAACGAUGCAGCAGCUUUAUCGUUAAAUAUGAGACCUAAACGAGAGAUGCCGAAAAAUAUUCAAAAGCGUGACAUUACCAAACCUCGUAGAAACUCUAGUUUAGCUGAAGCCAUGAAAAAGGCAGCAAAGAAACGAGCUGAUUCAAAUCAAAAACAAUUGCAAAACAGGAGAAGCCACGAUCAGCCAACUCCCAUUAUGCAUCAUGUAAUGACACCAAUUGAACUUAGUAAAAUGAAAUCCGAUCAGGAGCGUCAACUUCAAACAGCCCUAUUAGAACAACGUCAAGCCGCAGUCCUGGCUUUUCAAGGCCAUAGGCAACAGCCGAUGGUCAUGAGACCUCAGGCUAACCCAGCAAUGACCUAUAUUGCCGCUCAGACGAGACCUCCAACAGGAAUGGCUACAAACCAACAAUUACAAGCUUUCGUACAACAACAACGUGCAGCAGCAGCGAUCGCUGUUCAACAUCGUCAUCACCCACAACAGAUAACUCAAUCCAUGGCUCAUGCAGCACAACAUGCUCAGUUUUAUAAUCCACAUUUCAGAAAUCAAGCACAUGCGCAACGAAACCAAGCAAUAUUACAAGGAGCUCACGCGUCAGUCAUACCAAAUCCAAUUGUCCAACAGCAAAUUGUUCAACAACAAGCUGCUGUUAGACAACAAGCGCAAAUACCUCAACAAGCUGCCCAACAAACACAAAAUAUUCAACAAACACAAGAAAAUGUAGUACCACAAUCUCAACAACAACCAAAUUAAAUUAUCUUCAAUGAGUGACAAUUAUAUCUUACUAAACAAACUUAUUUGAUUCCAUCAUUUAAGCAUACUUAAAUUAUCCAUAAUAAUAUAUACUUUAUUUUCUCUUUAGUAUGAUAUUUACGAUCAUAUGAUGAUAAUUUUCUAGUAUUAAACAUAUGUACAUAAUAAAAUUUU